Messenger RNA from Drosophila ananassae, 446 nucleotides. RefSeq names its product cuticle protein 38. Lineage: Eukaryota; Metazoa; Arthropoda; Insecta; Diptera; Drosophilidae. The transcript is spliced from 2 exons. The coding region runs from base 89 to 415 and encodes 108 amino acids. The record is from RefSeq and is a predicted model, not a curated record.
UUGGGUAUAAAUACACUUGGCCAGGGGUAAUGGAUCAUCAAACAGUUAUCAACCUUCCCAAGAAGCAAACCAAUCCAAUAUAAUCAUUAUGUUCAAAUACGCCGUUGUUGUCCUUGCCAUCGUUGCCUGUGCUGCUGCCAAACCAGGACUUCUGGGAGCUCCUCUAGCGUACACUGCUCCUCUGGCCUACUCCGCCCCUUUGGCUUACGCCGCUCCUGCCGCUGUGGUGGCUGCUCCUGCCCCAGUUGUGACUGCCACCAGCAGCCAGGUGAUCGCCAGGAACUACAAUGGAAUCGCAGCACCAGUGAUCGCCAAGUACGCUGCUGCCCCAAUUGCUACUCCUCUGGCAGCUCCACUGGCCUACUCCACCCCUUUGGCCUACAACGCCUUGCCAGCGGCUCCCGUUCUGGUCUAGGUAUCUCACAAUAAAAUCAAACCGAACUGAA